AUGAGUGAAAAGACAAUUGUUGUUUUACCAGGUGACCACGUUGGUACUGAAAUUACUAAUGAAGCUAUCAAAGUUUUAAAAGCCAUUGAAGAAGUUCGUCCAAACGUCAAAUUUAACUUUCAACACCAUUUAAUCGGAGGAGCUGCCAUUGAUGCUACUGGUGUUCCAUUACCUGAUGAAGCUUUAGAAGCUUCUAAAAAGGCUGACGCUGUUUUAUUAGGUGCUGUUGGUGGUCCAAAAUGGGGAACUGGUGCUGUCAGACCAGAACAAGGUUUAUUGAAAAUUAGAAAAGAAUUAAACCUUUAUGCUAAUCUAAGACCUUGUAAUUUUGCAAGUGAAUCUUUAUUAGAACUAUCACCAAUCAAAGCUGAAUUUGCAAAAGGUACUGACUUCACCGUUGUUAGAGAAUUAGUUGGUGGUAUCUAUUUUGGUGAAAGAAAAGAAGAUGACGGUUCUGGUGUUGCUUCAGAUACUGAAACUUACUCGGUUCCAGAAGUUCAAAGAAUCACUAGAAUGGCUGCAUUCAUGGCGUUACAACAUAACCCACCUUUACCAAUCUGGUCAUUAGAUAAAGCUAAUGUUUUAGCAUCAUCAAGAUUAUGGAGAAAAACUGUUACUGAAACAAUUGAAAAGGAAUUCCCACAAUUGACUGUUCAACAUCAAUUGAUUGACUCCGCUGCUAUGAUUCUGAUCAAAUCACCAACCACUUUGAAUGGUAUAGUUAUUACUUCAAACAUGUUUGGUGAUAUUAUUUCCGAUGAAGCAUCCGUUAUCCCAGGUUCAUUAGGUUUAUUACCAUCAGCUUCUUUAGCUUCUUUACCUGAUACAAACAAAGCUUUUGGUUUAUAUGAACCUUGUCACGGUUCUGCCCCAGAUUUGGCUGCUAAUAAAGUCAAUCCAAUUGCAACCAUUCUUUCAGCUGCUAUGAUGUUGAAGCUUUCAUUAGAUUUAUUCGAAGAAGGUGUUGCUCUUGAAAAAGCUGUUAAAGAAGUUUUGGAUGCCGGUGUUAGAACUGGUGAUUUAAGAGGUUCAAACUCAACAAAGGAAGUUGGUGAUGCUGUUGUUGAAGCUGUUAAAAGAAUUCUUAAAAAUUAA
This is a messenger RNA of Hansenula anomala, 1095 nucleotides long. RefSeq names its product 3-isopropylmalate dehydrogenase (gene LEU2). The transcript has a single exon. Bases 1 to 1095 code for a protein of 364 amino acids. NCBI's taxonomy places the organism in Eukaryota, Fungi, Ascomycota, Saccharomycetes, Phaffomycetales, Wickerhamomycetaceae. Gene Ontology annotation, biological process: L-leucine biosynthetic process. The record is from RefSeq and is a predicted model, not a curated record. Gene Ontology annotation, cellular component: cytosol. Gene Ontology annotation, molecular function: 3-isopropylmalate dehydrogenase activity; magnesium ion binding; NAD binding.